Messenger RNA from Triticum urartu, 1223 nucleotides. The record is from RefSeq and is a predicted model, not a curated record. NCBI's taxonomy places the organism in Eukaryota, Viridiplantae, Streptophyta, Magnoliopsida, Poales, Poaceae.
UCCCAUCUCCUUCCCUCGCGCUGCCAGAAACCCGACGCCCGAUCCCCCAUCUCCAUCGAUCCCCAUCUCCCUUGUCUCCCCUUCGUCCUCUGCGACUGGGCUGCCACCUCACUAUCCUACCUCCUCGUUUGCCAUGGCCGCCGCCCGUUCGUUGCCUCCGCCAUAGGAGCCUCGCGCCCGACCCCCUCGUCAAGGCCAUGGGUGCCUGCGGCCCUGCCUUCUGCAUCUACCACCAUCGUCGUGGCCGGUCCGUGCUUCUCCACCGGAGCCACGUCGCCUCCCCGCCAUGGUGCCCUGCUCCAGACCUCGUCCUCGUCGGACUACGCCGCCCCCAGGACAGCUCCUCCGACCUCCCCGUCCUCUGCUUCGCCUCCUCGCGCCCCUGCCUUCUUCACCCACGCCGUCCUCCACCAGCAGCGUCGCCACCCCGCCGGACCUCGUUCCUCAGCCUGCAGCCAUGGCCUCAAGCUCGCCAAGCCGUUGCUCCCUCGUCCCUGCACCAGCCAGGUUGGACGCCCAUCUGCCGGAUCUGCAAGUCCCGUGGCCGCCCUCUUCAUCUCCGACGGAUCUCGCACCUUUGCAAGCCGCUGCCCCGCCUCUGCCUCGUUCGAGCGGGGAGGAGGACGCGCCUCUGCUCGCCCGCAUCGACAAGUGCAAUGACCCGCAGCUCUCUGUACCGGCCUCCGGUUAGCUUCUUCGCCUCCAUGGCCUCCUUCACACAAGGUCGACUCCAUCACAGAGAACGACUACAUGAUGACCCUGGAUAUGGGAUUACAAAAUGCCAAUUACCCUUCAGUUCAGCAAGACCGGCAAGUUCGACUACAACAUCGUAAUAUCAAGUACACGAUGAACCUCGAAGAUUUUGGACGUGCCAAGUUCCUCUUCAAAUAUGAACGACUACAUCUGACGUGGAAUUCGUCAAGAACCCUGGAGGCCACAUUGACGCCAAGUACCUCUACCGCUUUGUCUGGAACCGUCAAACCAUCUUGGAUUUCGCCGAGUGCCACUACACCCGAAGGGACACUGGAUUCGUCAAGUUCGUCUUCGACACUGUGUACCACUACCACCGCCCGAACAUCUACAGAACGUGUACCACAACCAUCGCUGAAGACCCGUGAACGACUAAUGAUGACCCUCCAAGUUCGUCCACGAUUGCCAUGUACAACUACCGACGCCGUGAACAAUUACUUCCACUACAUCGCGAGAACGUCUACUUCCCUCUA